UGUCUGGCAUUGCGCAUGUCCCGGAGCCGGCGCUGUCAUAAUGGCGUCUCAGGUUGUUAGAUUGUCAGCACUUCCAGCUGCUCUGGGGAUGGUAUCUUUCAAAGUAUAUGCUUCAAGUAAAAGUCACCAGAAUAAGGAUUCAAUCAAGCCAGAGCAGCUUUCAGUUUAUACAGAACCUGCCACAAACUCCACGUACAUAACAGAGCAGCCUGGUUGGCUCCUACGUCGGAUUAUUGUUGUGAGACAAGCAGUUGAACCAUUUGCAGCUCAGUGCAAGGGUGUAUAUAUUGCUAUGAAAAAUGGUGCGACGAACACAAUCGCAUUUGGGAAAGAUACCUAUAUCUUUCUCAAGAAUCCACCUGAAGGAUUUUUCCCAAGAAUGGGUGUGAUAGCAGUAUCUGGAUUGGCAGGAUUAAUUCUGGCAUCAAGAGGUUCACGUGCUAAGAAGAUGGUAUAUCCUGCGGGACUUGCAACUGUGGGAAUGGCUAUAUGUUACCCUCAACAAGCCAUUUCAGUGGCAAAGUUUUCUAGUCAGAAGAUGUAUGCUGUCAGCCAAGGGAGUUAUGAGGCUGUUCGAUCUCUCUGGAAAAGAAGUGUUGAAAAGAAAAAGGAAGACCUGGAGACCACUAAAGUGAAGGAGGAUCCACUAAAGCAAGAAACACUUGGUAAAACAGAAAGCACCGACUCUCCAUUUGAAGAAGAAUUGCCUCAAAAACCACUACAGCCAAAAGUUACCUUUGUGCCAACAGGAGAAAAGCGAAUGACUGUACUUGACCCCAGUUUGAUGGACCAUGGUCAAUCAAGUCCUGAAGAUAUGGACUUGUACAGCACUCGAAGUUAAGGACCCAGAUGACUGCAGACAUCUACAGUAUGUUUUCUGGUAUUUCCAAGAGUCUUUGUUGGAAGUGGAACAACUUUGUAUAUCCAGAAAUGUUAAUGUCCACCGUUUAUGCUAAAGUGUGAAUUUUUCAUUAUGCAGCGUGUAUUUAUUUAUAUCUCUCAAAAUGUGUUGAUUAUAAACCUGCCUCCUCCUAAAAUUUUACAUAUUCAAUUGAGACAUUCAAUAAAGAAAUGAGAUUGCUGUUCGUGUUUAUACUGCAUUGUAUAAUGGUGUUUGCUAUAUCUAGAAAAUAAAUAUUGAGUAACUGCA
This is a messenger RNA of Hemiscyllium ocellatum (epaulette shark), 1150 nucleotides long. Its product is annotated as MICOS complex subunit MIC27-like. Gene Ontology annotation, biological process: cristae formation. The record is from RefSeq and is a predicted model, not a curated record. Lineage: Eukaryota; Metazoa; Chordata; Chondrichthyes; Orectolobiformes; Hemiscylliidae. Gene Ontology annotation, cellular component: MICOS complex. The coding region runs from base 41 to 841 and encodes 266 amino acids. The transcript has 9 exons.